AUGGCCAUAUCCCGCAUCAACCUGGUUGACGCCAACAUCGCCGACCUGAGAAAGGCCCUCGACUCAGGAGCCAUCACCAGCGUCGAACUCGUCUCCCUCUACCUCCACAGAAUCGGCUACUAUGACUGCCGCGGCCCCUCCUUCAACUCAAUUUGCGUCCUCAACCGCAAUGUCUUCCAAGAAGCCCAAGAGUCAGACAACUAUCGGGCUUCCCAUCCUCCUCGUCCGCUCGAGGGCAUUCCUUACACCGUCAAGGAUAGCUUCAAGGUCAAGGGCAUGACCGUGGCUGCAGGUUCGCCUGCUUUUGCGGAUCUUAUUGCUUCUGAAGAUGCUGCCAUUGUCAAGUCCCUCCGUGAGGCUGGAGCUAUCCUCGUUGGCAAGACCAACAUGCCACCCAUGGCCGACGGCGGCUCUCAACGCGGUGUCUACGGAAGAGCAGAAAGCCCCUACAACCUCACCUACAUGGCCACCGCAUUUGCGUCUGGAUCAUCCAACGGUUGUGGAGCAUCAACAACAGCGAGUUUCGCCGCAUUCGGACUCGCCGGGGAGACCGUCUCAUCAGGCCGAGCCCCUGCGUCCAACAACUCUCUGGUUGGCUACUCACCGAGCUGGGGCGUGCUACCCAAUAGGGGACAGUGGCCUCUCUAUCCCACCUGCGAUGUUAUUGUACCUCACACACGGUCGAUGCGAGAUCUCUUUGAUGUUCUCAAUGUUGCUGUGGCCGAUGAUGCCGAGUCAGCAAAAGGAGUCGACUUUUGGCGGAAUCAGACAUAUGUUCAUGUCCCAAAGCCCUCAGAAGUCCGUCCAACUGAUUACCACACCCUCGAAGAAAUAACAUCCCUUCAAGGAAAGAGAAUCGCGGUUCCAAAAUGCUUCCUCGGCAUGGAAGGCUACGAACCAACCUCUUUCUGCUCCGAUUCAGUCCUGAGCCUCUGGAAGAUUACAUGCGCCAACCUCGAGGCCCUCGGAGCCACAAUCGUCGAAACAGAUUUCCCCAUCCUCGAACAAUACACGAAAAAGGAUUUCUCAGGCCAGAGCUCCAACGUGCCCGGCAUGUCCAAGGAGUGGGUGAGCAUUGAAAGAUGCCAGAUGAUCGCCACAGCCUGGGAUGACUUCCUCCGAGAAAACAACGACGCCAAGAUUCCAAACCUUCCCGCUGCAGACCCCGACAAGAUCCAUCCCCUCGUCGCGCCUAUGGACGAUCCGACCUUGCACACCGAGUCCCAAAACCAAGUACGAUACGUCGACAUGAUCGAAGCGGUUCGCGAACGAAACGGAACUUUGUAUACACUCCCCGAGUGUGAAGAAGCCGCCAAGGCCCUCAACGCGAUGCGAAAGACACUAUAUGAGGAGUGGAUGGAUUCCAACGGGUAUGACCUCGUGGCUUUCCCAACCAACGGCGACGUGGCGUAUGCAGAUGCAGACGAGACGUUUGAGUCCAUGACGGAUGCUCUUCGUCCUGGUGUUUUGUACUCCAACGGAGGAAGAGCAUUCAAGCAUCUCGGCAUCCCCUGCAUCACUGUGCCGAUGGGAAAGAUGGCAGACAAGGGCAUGCCCGUUGGUGUCACCUUUUGUUCCAAGGCCUGGCAGGACCAAGAUCUUCUCAGAUAUGCUUUUGCGUACGAAACUAGAUCUCGGAGCAGAGCCACGCCCCCAUUAGCACCUCCUCUAGCUACAGACGAGAUUUCUCUUUCCCCCUCCAUUCAGGAGACAUUCAAAAAUGUCGUACCUGUCUUGACCAUCGCCUCCACAACCACUCAAAAAGACGAAGACAAGUCGAACCAAAUCCGCACUGUCGAAAUCAACGGGACUCUCGAGACAAACAACCCCAACGUCCAAGUGACAUCCGUAACAGCCUUUGUCAACGGCCAACCCUCCGAUGCCAUCACCGUUCAAGGUAGUAGCUGGGCUUUCAAGGAUCGCCUUACGAGGCCAAAAAGGGCGGAGCGGUUCCCGACAGCGAGGAUUGUGCCCAAGGAUCAGUUCAUGGUUGUUGUAGUUGCCAAGGGGUCUAAUGGACGAUGUGCGGCGGAACUGGUGGUGAUUGAUUAA
Molecule: messenger RNA, 2052 nt
Organism: Fusarium keratoplasticum
Lineage: Eukaryota; Fungi; Ascomycota; Sordariomycetes; Hypocreales; Nectriaceae
Product: Amidase domain-containing protein
Exons: 1
Coding region: 1-2052 (683 amino acids)
Source: RefSeq, a predicted model, not a curated record